AUGGCAGAUAACGCACUUUUUGAUGUCUUCGAUCAAGAAGAGCCCAGUGCUAUUGUUGAACUACCCGAGACUGCUACAAUUAUUCAGCAAACAACGACUAUCACUACUACUACUACUACCACCACUCAGAUGAAAACAACUAGUAAUGGUGAUGCAUCUUCGACAGACAAACGUGUGCUGGAAGAUCAAGAUGAUGAUGACGAUAAUCUUCAAUCGAAUUCACAUUCAAAACGAUCUCGAACUGAAUUAGUCGCUGAAACCGGAAGUUUCUUCAACAACGUCACAAAAAUGAAAAUGCAUACAGUUGAGACAAUUGGAUCAUGUUUACAUGAGGUUGUUCUUCCACCGAAUUUCGAUUAUAUUCCUUUAAAACCAGCUGUCGGUCCUCCAGCUAAAGAGUACAAAUUCACUCUCGAUCCAUUUCAACGCGAAGCUAUUUCUUGCCUACAAAACAAUCAAUCCGUACUUGUUUCUGCUCAUACAUCAGCUGGCAAAACCGUUGUUGCCGAGUAUGCUAUUGCAAUGGCAUUGCGGGAUAAACAACGUGUUAUCUACACAACACCUAUUAAAGCGUUGAGUAACCAGAAAUAUCGUGAAUUACACGAAGAGUUUAAAGAUGUCGGUCUAAUGACCGGUGAUGUAACCAUUAAUCCAUCUGCAUCAUGUCUUAUUAUGACAACAGAGAUUCUUCGAUCUAUGCUUUAUCGAGGUUCGGAGAUUACUCGUGAAGUGGCUUGGGUUAUUUUCGAUGAAAUUCACUAUCUUCGUGACAAAGAACGUGGUGUUAUUUGGGAAGAAACUAUUAUUCUCCUACCGGAUAACGUUCAUUAUGUGUUCCUAUCGGCUACAAUUCCAAAUGCGAAACAAUUCGCAGAAUGGAUUUCUUUUCUUCAUAAUCAACCUUGCCAUGUUGUCUAUACUGAAAUGCGUCCGGUUCCUUUACAUCAUUAUAUCUAUCCAGCUGGUGCCGAUGGUCUUCAUUUAGUUGUUGAUGAAACAGGAAAGUUUCGAGAAGAUAAUUUUAGUGCCGCAAUGGCCACGUUACGUGACGUGGGUGAUGCAGCUAAAGGUGAUAAACGUGGCCGACGAGGUGGUUUUAAAGCCGAAACCAAUGUUUUUAAAAUUGUGAAAAUGAUCAUGGAACGAAACUUAGCUCCAGUGAUUGUUUUUAGUUUUAGUAAAAAAGAUUGCGAGUCCUAUGCUUGUGCCAUUUCUAAACUUGAUUUUAACUCUGACGAAGAAAAACGACUUGUUGAAGAAGUCUUUACGAACGCCAUUGAUCUGCUUUCUGAAGAAGAUAAAAAAUUACCACAAAUUAACACGGUUCUACCAUUGUUGAAAAAAGGCGUCGGUAUUCAUCAUUCCGGUUUAUUACCUAUCAUCAAAGAAACGAUUGAAAUCCUUUUCGGCGAAGGCUUGAUAAAGACUUUGUUUGCCACGGAGACAUUCAGUAUGGGUUUGAAUAUGCCUGCUCGAACAGUUUUGUUCACAGCAGCGAGGAAAUUCGAUGGCAAAGAAUUACGAUGGAUCACUUCGGGUGAGUACAUUCAAAUGAGCGGUCGUGCCGGCCGUCGUGGAAAAGAUGAUCGUGGAAUUGUUGUCUUGAUCAUCGACGAGCGAAUGAGUCCGACAACAGCAAAAGAAGUUGUGAAAGGAAAAGCUGAUCCAUUGAAUAGUUCGUUUAAAUUGACAUACAAUAUGGUGCUAAACUUACUGCGAGUUGAAGGUAUUAAUCCGGAAUUUAUGCUCGAAAGAUCAUUCUACCAAUUUCAACACUUUUCAACCAUACCUGCACUUCAAGAGAAAUUGAAGAAGUGUGAAGAACAAUAUGAAUCACUUAAAAUCGAAAAUGAAGAAGAAGUGGCAAGAUACUAUAAACUAAAGAAAAAACUCGAAUCAAUUCAAGACCAAAUGUCAUUGAUGACUAAUGAACCCAAAUAUCUUCUGCCAUUUCUUCAACCUGGUCGACUUGUUACCGUUAAACAUGGUGACACAAAUUUCGAUUGGUGCGCUGUACUGAACUUUCAUAAGAAAGCAGGCGAAAAGCCUACAUAUACCAUCGAUGUUCUCGCACAUUUAACACCAGAGAGUGCUGCACAGAAAUCAACAAAUGAUUUACAACCAUGUCCUUUGUCAGAGAAGGGCGAAAUGAAAGCAAUACCCAUUCAACAUACAUUAAUACGUGAUGUCAGCGCAAUACGUGUUUAUUUACCAGAUGAUUUACGAACAAAAGAAGCUCGUCAAAGUGUGUUAAAAUCUGUUCAAGAAAUCAAGCGACGUCAUCCGCUCGGAUUACCAUUGCUCGAUCCAAUUAAAGAUAUGGAUAUAAAAUCAACAGAAAUGUUAUCAUGUAUAAAACAACAUUCGACUAUUCAAACACGUAUCAAUGAACAUCCACUGAGUAAAGAUAAUCAAUUGAAGCAGCUCUAUGAACUCUAUGAACAUAAAGCAAAUCUCGAGCGACAAGUUAUCGAAGCAAAGAAUGAUUUGAAGAAAGCUCAAUCGUUACUACAAAUAGGUGAUUUGAAGAAGUACAAACGUGUUCUACGUCGAUUAGGUUAUUGCAAUUCGGCUGAUGUGAUCGAUUUGAAAGGUCGAGUUGCAUGUGAAAUUGAUACAGGUGACGAACUCGUGACAACUGAACUUCUCUUCAACGGAGUUUUCAAUGAUUUAACUGUUAGUCAAGCUUGUGCUUUGCUUAGUUGUUUUGUCUUUCAAGAAAAAGCUAAUGAAAUGCCUAAAUUACCACAAGAACUAUCGGGACCAUUGAGACUCAUGCAGGAAACAGCUCGUCGAGUGGCUCGAGUGUCAAUUGAAAGUAAGAUCGAAAUGGACGAAGAACGCUAUGUGGAUGCAUUCAAACCCUACAUGAUGGAUGUUAUCAAAGCGUGGGUUGAUGGGCAAAGCUUUGCUAGCAUAUGUAAAAUGACAUCAAUUUAUGAAGGUUCGAUUGUGCGUUGUGUGAGACGACUUGAAGAGUUACUUCGACAAAUGUGUUCUGCUGCUAAAGCAAUUGGUAAUACUGAACUCGAGGCAAAAUUUGCUGAAGGUACGGAAAAGAUUAAACGGGAUAUUAUCUUUGCCGCUUCGUUAUAUCUCUAA
This is a messenger RNA of Adineta ricciae, 3102 nucleotides long. The record is from the annotation of a GenBank genome assembly. Lineage: Eukaryota; Metazoa; Rotifera; Eurotatoria; Adinetida; Adinetidae.